AUGAAAACGCAUCAAAGAAUACUUCUUGACAGCAUCUUAUUCUUUAUACUUUUGUUAAAUAUCAUGAAAGUAACUACUGGAUUAACAUAUGUUAAUUCUAUUAUAUCUGGAAUACAACAUUGGACUAUUUCAAAAUCUCCGUAUAUAAUACAACACAAUGAUCUGUUCAUACAUAGAGAAGCUAAACUUAUCAUUGAUCCUGGAGUACAUAUUCUAGUCGGUGCUGGAUUAUCUAUUAAAGUUAAGGGAAUUUUAUAUGCAAAAGGAACUUCAGAUCAAAGAAUUGUAUUCACAAAAUUGUAUCCAGUAACUACAAAUUUUUCAUUCCCUCAAAAGUAUUUUCAUGAUACAACAAUGUCAUCCAGUGUUAAUACCUCAUCACCUAAUCAACCUCAUGAAAAGAUUAGACUAGUAAAUGGUAGAAGUUUGAGUCAAGGUGAAUUACAAUUAUGGCUAGCUAAUCAAUGGAGAUCUGUGUGUAGUCAAAAUAAUCAAUGGAGUAAAGCAGAUUCUCGUCUACUUUGUCAACAAAUUGGUUAUGCUGAUGGAAAUUUCUCCCUUAGUCCGCAGUCUGUAAAUCGAACAUCAUAUGUAAAAAUUCUUAAUCCCAACUGUUCAGGCAAUGAAUUAGAUACUGAUAUGGGAGUGUUUUCUUGUCGUGGUCUCAGGGGAAAUAUUAUUCAUGGAAAAAAUGUUUGCUAUUUACAGGACUUGGUCAAUUUAAACUGUUGGGGUGUGAAUAGUAGACGUUUUGUGGGAUUCUGGAAAGGAAUUGAAAUUUUCAAUGAUACACAUAAAGAAAUAAGUAUUCCUGAAGAAUGGGGUGGAAGUCAAGGGAAUACGCGUUUAAAUGUUUCUGCUUCUAUUUUUGAAUAUGUAGAUAUCCAAUUUGCAGGUGUAAAUCAGUCGCAUUAUCAUUCAGCCGCACUCAGUUCGAGUCCUUAUCCACCAGUAUUAAACAAUGUUCGCCUAGCACAUAAUGCCUAUCAUGCAAUAGAAUUUAGUAAAAUUCGUGGUCCAGCAAUACUUCAAAAUGUUACAACAAAUUAUAAUCAUGGACAUGGAAUAAAAAUCUCCUCAGUGAUGGGUUACGUCAGACUGAGAAAUGUUAUUUCUCAAAAAAAUUCUGGCAGUGGAAUAAAUAUUCGAUUAUUAAGCGGUUCACAUUAUCAUUGGCCUGAAGAAACCCUAGAAUUAACUCACAGAGCAUAUUGGGUUUGUCGACUUGGUUCAAUACCAGCUAGUCCAGUAUUUCCAUUUCUAAUAGUUGCUGAACUGCCUGGGCCAACAUUCAAAACAGAUGGGAUGUGUGAAUUUCAUGUUGCUUCAGAUCAAACAAAUCAAGUAAUAACAGUUACUCUACUUGAGGUUUUACAUGAUCCAGUAGCUUCUGGAAGAAUAGAAAUAUGGGAUACAUUUACAAUGAGUAGAAUUGCCAAUUGGUUAUUAGAUAACCAUACAGUUGUAAACAAUUAUUUCAAAAAGAACGAUAAUAACAGUAAUCAUGAAAUUUCAAAGAAUGUCAAAUUAGGUCAACGCAUAGGCUGUGUGUACCAGGGGUUUCUUCAAGUUGUCUGUUCACAAUUCACCCCAUGUAUCCGUGCUUUACUUCAUAUAUCCGUCGGUCGGACCACAUCAGCUGAAGUUGUUAUCAAAGAUUCUGUUGUCAGUGGAAAUAUUCAACAUGGUCUACACUUACUUGAUCCAUGGACGUAUAUACACCUAGAAAAUAAUACCUUUCAACAAAAUCAGCAUGAAGCGGGUGUGAAAAUUGAAGGUGGAUCAGCAGACAUUUUUGUGAAUAAUAAUAGAUUUAUUGAAAAUCAAGACUGUGGUUUAAAUAUUAGUGUAGCAGGUGGAUUUAAACAAAUUAACAAUUCAUUGUUCAAUAAUAAUUUUGGUCAUGGUUUAAUAGUAUGGAAUUUGAAUCAAACUAAUACGCCAUCACGUCGUUCAAAUGGCCCAUUAAAAACACACGUACAUCUAUCUAAUUUUACAGGGAAUUAUUACGACGCAAUCCGCUUUUAUAAUUCAUGUCUAACUAUGGAGGUUCUAGUGAAUUUUACAUUUUUUAUCAAAAAUCAACGUGAUGCAAUCAGGGUUUAUUCAUGCCUUUGCACAGACGUCAAUACACUAACUAAUUUCACUGUAGCCUUUAGUCAUUUCAUUGCGAAUAAAGGCAAUUCCAUCAAAAUUUCACCAAUAAUUCAUAUGAUUGGAUCAAUUAUUAAUUCCACAUUUGAACAACACCAACACGGGGUAAUAUGGGUUGAUAAUUCUAAUGAUGAUAUACUGAAAUCCCAAUUCUAUCGUCAUUUCCCUGUUGACUAUACAAUUAGUUAUAAUGAAUUUAUGCAUAAUCAAGGUGCAUAUGUGAUUCAUUCACGUUUAACAGAAUCAUCUAAAUUGCAACAUUUAAAUUUGAUGUAUAAUAAAUUUUUAAAUAAUCGUAUUCACAGUAAACAAUCCGUGCUUAAACCGCGUUCAACACAUCCUGGUGUAAUUGUAAUUGGUUCGUCGAAUAUACAUAUCUGUCGGAAUCAUUUGUGGAAUCCUGACUCUGAAAUUGAACUAGCUAGUCAUUUAUCUUCUCCAGAUAAACAGAUAAAUGCCACAUUAAAUUUUUGGGGAAAUUUACAUGAAUGGCGUUUAAAUGACUGGAGUAUGGUACAUGUGGCUGUAUUUAGCAGAAUAUUUGAUCAGAAUCAUCGUUAUACGUUGGCUAGAAUUUCUUAUCAUCCAUUACUGAAAGAUGUAAAUCUUAGAAGUGUAUUUACUACAGCUAAUGAACCACCAUAUGUACCAAGCUUUAUACAGACCUCAUCAAUAAAUGGCAUAGUUUACCUUGGUGGAAGAUUACCAGUGGAACAGAAUAAGCAAGUGAUUUUACCUCCAUUAACUGAUCCAAUGAAUUAUUAUCAUGUUACUAAGGAUAUUUUUAUUCCACCAAUGGGAAGUCUAAUUAUACAUCCUGGUGUUAAAAUACUCUUUGAUAUAGGUGUUGGACUUUUUUCACAGGGUGAGAUAAAACUUGAAGGAAGCUUGACUUCUCCAAUUAUAUUUGAUCUUUACACUCAAGACAAUGAAUCUAACAAGCCAAGCCAUACUAUUUCAAAUCAAAUCGAACUACUCAAUGAUAAUAGCAAUACUAUACGUCUUUCUGGUGGUCACUGGUCAGUAGAUAAUAAUCGUUAUUAUGGACGUUUAGAAGUAUGGAUUACAAGAGUUAAUCAAACUACUGGUUUGGAAUAUGCUAAUUGGGCUGUUGUUUGUGAAGAUGGAUUCAAUGAACAUGCAGCAAUGUUAACUUGUCUGAAUCUAGGUUUGGUUGCACACCCUAAAAGCUGGUUUCCCCCAGACAAUGAACGGAAAGCUGCCAUAAAAAGAGCAAAUGAUUUACUAAAUAGCUCAAUGAUUCAAAUGGAUCGUAUGUCCUAUAUUGAGUGUCAAGGUCAUGAAACUGAUCUAUUCGAAUGUGAAUUUGACAAUGAACCCAUUACCUGUUCGUCGAAUACAUGUUUCAAUUCAAUGGAUUUAGUAAUUCAAUGUCAUCGUCCCGGAUGGACUGGAAUACGUGUUACAGCUUCAGAUCCUGGAUCUCGAUCAAUUAUUUCACAUAUUCACAUAAAUCAUGCUGGUCUAUUGGAUUAUGCAAGUUUAGAAUUUAUGCCAAGUUUACAGUUGGACUAUUUUGGUGGAACUAUAGCAAAUUUGAAUAUUACCAACAGUUUAUCUGAUGGCCUUGUUGUUCGCCACAGUGACCCAUUAAAUGGUGUAACAGUGACUCAUAGUCAAUUUAUCAAUAAUUUCGGUUCAGGCAUAUUAACGCAUACUCCAUGGUUCAAUAUAAUCAACUGCCAAGUGACAGGCAGUCAAACAGAUGCUGGAAUUCAUUUCAAUCCAUCAAUGAAAACAAAAGAUCGUAUUUUAUUUCAUGGUGGUAUUGUGCCUACACUGACGUUAUUCAGAAAUUUCCAAGAUGAUAUAAACACUUCUUUUAAUCACAGACUGACAACAGUUAAAUCAUUACCUCAAGGAUGGAAUAUUGUAGAGACUUAUGAGAAACUUCAUCCAACAGGUAUUACAUUUGUUAAUGUACCUGUCGGUAAGAGUAUUGAAAAGACAAUUUAUAGAACUGAGUUAGCAGCCAACGAUGCAUAUCAUCUACAUCAAAUCAUUAUUGAUUUACUGGAAAUUCCACAAGGCAGUAUUCUUCCGACUAGUCAACAACAAGCUGACAGUUAUCCCAAGGCAAUUAUUGGUCCAUCAAUUACUCUGUCGAAUUCAAUUCUUCCAACAAUGGUUGACAAUAAUGACAAUACUUCUAACAGCUUUACAAAACGCACAUUUCUCAAUGAAACAAAAGAAGAACUUAUUAUUUAUGAUUCAGGAUUUUUAAAUUUUAAUCCAUCUCAAGUGUAUAACUGGAGAAUACCAAGAGAUUUGACACAUUUUCCAAUUAUAUCAUCAAAUAACAAAGUGAUUCUUGAAUUACGCGUUAAUGGAUUAAAAUCUGGUCAAUAUUUAUUUGCUAUUCAAACUAGAAAUUUAUUGCCUCAUCAAGAUUAUUCAGAAAGACGGAUAAAUAAUGAACGCCUCCACUACACUUCUGUUUCGGAUAGACCAAAAAUAAACUAUUUGAAUUCACGUUAUCUAACUGGACCAAGUUUCCGUGUGGAAAAUACACUUUUACAAGAUAAUUUAAUCGGUGCUAUUUUAAAUCAUUACAGUGAUCCGUUGGAUAGAUUUGGAAAUCAAUAUUGGCGGCAUAUACAUGAAGAUUUCAGCUUUCAUAAUGUUAAAAUCAGAAGAAAUCACUACACCGGUGUACAAAUCAACUCAAAAACACAAUUCACCCAUGAAUGGUUAUCUCCUCCUGAGAAUGCAGAAUUCAGACAGUCAGCUGAACGUCUCUCAUUUAUCAAUUAUACUAUAACAAAUUGUGAAUUUUCUUAUAAUGCCUAUGGUAGUCUAUUAGUUCAGCAUAAUCCUAUAGAAUUUGCAAAUAACAUUUUAUCUUUCUCAAUAAUAGAUAACAAUUUCUAUCAGAAUGGUUUACUUAAUAAUGAAACAAAUAUGGGCAGACUUCUGAUUUCACCAAUGAUUAUUACACAUGGGUUAAGCAUUCACCUACCCUUUAUCUCAAAUGAUUAUGAUUGGCGUGAUGAGCCUACAGUCUAUUCCCAUCAUCACCAUCACAUUGAACUGUUGGACAAUCAAUUUAAAACAAAUCAUAAUUUCAGUAUUCAAGUCUCCGGUUAUACUGGAAACAUAAAAAUUCAAAAGAAUCAAUUAUUAAAUAAUUUAUGUUCAAAUAUUCAGAUGAACAAUGGUCAAUCAAAUGGUCUGUUACAUUUAUAUGGUAUGGAACGUGAAAUUCUACUCAUAGAUAAUUCUUUUAUUGAAAAUACAAACUGUCAAUACAUCAUUCGAAUACAUGGUGAAAGUCAGCCACCUCAGUCAAUGGUGUAUCAAUCAAUUAUGCAGAGAAAUAUACUUCAUGAUAAUGAAAUAUGUAUGCGGAGAAGAAAUCCAUUUAUGAAUCCAUGGGAAUGUUAUGUGAUUGGUGUUUUUGGUACACAGAAUAUUACACUUCGAUAUAACAGUUUUGAUAAUUGUAAGAUGAAUUCAAAAAUUAUUGAACCAUGUUACGAAUUAACUGCUGGUUUACAGUCAAUACAGAUACCAAGCUUUUUCGAUGCUCAGCACAAUUAUUGGGGUACUACGGAGGUGACAGAGAUUCGUGGACGAAUAUUUGAUUUUGACCAGUGGAAUAGUUUAUCCUUAAUAAACUUUAAUGAAUUUCUUAUCUCAUCUGAUGUCAUGAUACAUCCAACGCCUUCAAAAGUCUUAUCAUCAUCCAAACAAACAGUUGAGCUAAAGAAGAAAGAACUGUUGGAAGGACGAAUAAAGAAGGAUUUAUUUAUUCCACUUCGCAUCCAACCAUAUAAAAUUAUGUCUGACAUAACUGUAAUGCCCGGUGUGACGCUUCAAAUCGAAGCCGGAGUAAGAUUAGAAUUUGCACCUCAUAUAGGCCUGCUGGUUCUUGGUCGAAUAGAAGCCCAUGGAACACCAAAUAACCCAAUAAUCUUCACAAAUUUAAAUAGUGAACAAACUGAUAACAAUAAAUUCACUCCAGUCAAAAAAUCCAAAUAUGUAUCCGUUAAAUUCAAGAAACCCAACAUAGUGAAAAGUGAACAAGUAAUCGAUAAUGAUAUACCGCUAGGCAGGAUCACUUUGUCUACACAAAAUAUUCGAUUAAUAGGAGGUAUACAACCAAACGAGGGUUUUGUCCAGUUCUUUAAUCAUACUACAAAACGUUGGUCUAUCGCUUGUGAUAAUCAGUUCUCUUCACGUGUAGCUCAGGUUAUCUGUUCGGAGUUCAAUAUGCCAACACUGAAUGCAAUUGCACGUUUUUCAAAUCUAUUCGAUUAUUAUGUGUAUGGGUAUGAAAAUUCAUUAAAUAUGAAAUAUAUUUGGAUGGAAAGUUAUACAUGUAAUGGUUUUGAAGAUCAACUUGCCUAUUGUUCUAAACGAUUAAAUUAUGAUGCUGUUAGGUGUUUAAAACGCAAAGAAUUUGUCUUUUUACGUUGUACAUCUCAAAGAAAUCAAACUACAUGGAAAAAUAAACAAAACAUAAGUAGAUCAACAGAUUUGUCUACACUAACCUGGGGUAAUAUUCGUAUUGUUCAAUCAACCUUUGAAGAGUAUAAUAAAGUAUGGAGUGAUAAUGGUGACUCAACACGUUAUGAUAAACAAUCUAUACUAGAGCAUGUACAUAUAGAAAAUGCUGGACUGUUACAUGGUGAACGUGUCCCUGCGCUGAGUGUUGUUAAUGCUUAUCCAAAACUUUCAUUCAUUCGAAUAAACAAUUGUCUUGCCUCUGGUUUUGAAUUUAUUACACCCAAUGGUCCAAUAAAAGUUACUAACAGUACGGUAAAUGGUUGUCUUGGUUAUGGAUUAGGCCUAACUGUGCUAAAUGGUGAUUCUACGGAUCCAGUUACAAUUGGUACAGAAGAUUCUAAAUCAUUCUACAAUAAUCCAUCAAUCUUACCACCAGAACAGAAUUCCUUGCUCCCAUUACCACAACCAUUAUCUGGAGAAUUAUUUCAUAAAAAGAUAGAAGAUGCAUCACGUCAACCAUUAUUUGUUUAUCCAAUUCAAAGUGAAGAAGAACACAACAUAGCAGGUUUAAUUUCAAUGUGUUCCAGUGAGAAAGCCCUCUCUGUACCCGACAGGAUUCUUAUUCAUUUUAAAUACUCAUCGUCAUCAUCAUGGUCUAAUGGUAUACGUACAUGUACAAAAGUAUUUCGUUCGGCAAUACCUGGACGUCGAUUGGCAUGGAGAUUUUUAGCUGUUAAUUUUUAUAAUGACCCGCUGAUUAAGAAUGUUAUACAACUAUACAAUGGAGUAAAUUUUAACAAGAAUCAAAUGAUUGCAGCAUUAACAUCAGAUAUAUUCCUCAAUGAAAAUAUACCAGUUAGCAAAAGAUUUACAUUUAUUACAUCACCGAUUAGUGAUGAGCUUAGUGUCCAUGUACACGCUAGUUCAGCUAGUGACAAAUAUGGAUUUAUUGCUGAAAUUGUUAGUCUACCAUUAUCAACUGGACGUAAACAGCACGAAAUGAAUAGAUUCAUCAGGCACGAAAUAGAUACAUGUGAGUUUCUUAACAAUCAAGGCGGGGGAGUGCAGAUCACUAGCGUCGGUGAAUUUGGACCAGACAUACAUUUAUCAAAUUUACGACUAGAAGAUAAUGGUGUAGUUGUUUUAAACUUAACCGGCCCACCAGCUGUCAAAUUACAUUUGAUGAAUUCACGUAAUUUAGUUCUACAGAAUUCAUAUAUCAGUAGACACUCUGGAGAUGUUGUCUAUAUGGUUCUAUUAGCUAAUCAACUAGCCAAUGGUAUUCGAGCUAACCUGACAAAUAAUGUUAUCGUACGUAAUCAACUGGGUGGUGUUCUACACGCUGAAGGUAAUCCUUUCAAUACACUACAAGUCUUACGUAAUUACAUAGCGCAUAAUGAUUGCGGUUAUCGAACUAUGAUACAUAUUAAUGGUUUGUUAACACAACCAUUUGCUAAUAACUUCCUAUAUGAUAAUCGUGCUGAUAUACUCCUGAUUUGCGAUGGUGUUGAAAAUUUAAAUCAGUAUUCAUUGUAUCAAAAAAAUGGUUUCUAUAAUAAUCAAGCAUUAAAUACAACAAAACGUACAACAAUAUUUUGUAAAAAUUCUAAAAAUAUAUUUCAAUUUAAUUAUUUUCGAAAUAUACUUAAUGAUUAUGAACUUGUAACAGUAAAUCAAAGUAUAAUUAGUGUUAUGCCUAUACAACCAGGAUUACAAUGUCCAGAAUCACCUUAUUCAUCUUGUCCCCAAGGAUGGAGAUUAAAAUUAGAAUAUGAUGCUUGUAUAUGCUACAGACCAGAUAGAAUUGAUGCCCAGUAUAAUUGGUGGGGUGAUACAUCAUCGUCAUCACCAUCAUCAUCAAGACCGUCACUGUCGUCUUCGGCUGAUAACAGUUUCCUAUCACUCCAAUAUACAAAAUCAAUGAAAGUAGAAAAUGAAGAAAAACUAGAUCAGAUCAUUUCACAAAUUUAUGCACAAAGUCGAAUUUAUGAUCAACAUGAUGAUAUCUAUCUAAUAUCAGUUGAUUAUACGAAUUCAUUUCGAGAUAAUAGUUCUAUUCUUGGUAAGGGAAUUUAUUGUCCACCUAAUUGGGAUUUUCAUGAAUUCAAUUGUUUCUUCUAUUUCGGUGCACCAAUGACAUAUCAAGAAGCUCAUGAUUUUUGUCUUUCUGAAGUUGGAGGAAUAUUAGCAACUUCACGAGACCGCAUCGACUGGUUAAGCAAAAAGUUAUCAGAAUGGCAGCAUAACUAUGACUGGAUAAAUCAGUAUACGUGGGUAACUCGAGCAUGGGUGUACAGUGAUGUUCAAUUUCCAGCGCAUUGUCCAGUUAUUCGAAAUGGAUGGCUAGAACCAUUUCCUUGCAAUAAGAAAGUUGGCUUCUUCUGUCAAAAAGCUCCAUACGUGUCUUACUCGGGUGUUCAGCGUGAUGUAGUCACAACUCUUAGCUUGCUCGGUGUUCUAAUGGCCCUUAGCAUCGUGACAUUGAUUGCUGGGUCGGUUGUGAAAUCUCGACGUCGCAAGUACCAGAAAGAACUCAUGGCACAAAGUCGUUCGGCGUGGCUGGUGCGGCAGUAUUCGAGGGAGGCGCAUGUGUCUGGCUCACAGGUAUCAUUGAAGCACAAUAUGACGAACGUUUUGGAAGGACGGGGCCUUGGUGCCGCUCAAAAUUUUCCAGAACGAGAUUAUUCAACUUCAAAUCAAUAUAACAGUUAUGAAGACAAUUUAAAUAUGAAAAUGACAAGAAGCAAUCAAGUGAACAAAAACAGCAGAGGUCAUUGCGCUCCUCACACUUCAAUGUACCAAUCGAUGGACCUAAAUGUCACAGGCAAUCUAUUGAAUGGUGAUAAUUUCAACUGCACACCGGAUUUAUUUAUCUUGGAGUCAGAUGAGAUGGAUUUUCAAAAGAAUUUCACAGAGUUAGCAGAAGGCAAGGUUUAAUUAUAUCCGCCACCACCAAUGACUCGACUGAAGAAUCUUCAAAUAAUGAACCGACCAAUCACAUAAUUCUCUAUGAAAGCCAUACAUGUAUGGUACUGAGCGUCGUUUCCCUCUCAUCAGGUAUCCUUAUCUUAGUCUAGAUGUUAAAUCAUUUGUCAAGUGAUAAUAUUACAAUCCUAUAAGAAAGAAUAAAGGUAUCCGUGUAUUUAAGUAUACUGAUUAUCAACAAAUUUGCCAGUCUCAACGUGGCCUCGCUAUGAUUUUAGACAAAGCAAUUAGAAGACGUAAUUCGUCUAAAAUGUGUAAUGUACUCGUGCAACACAUUUAGAACAAUCUGAUUGCACGCGGACUUGUGAUAGGGAUAUAUAUGAAAUUAAUCAAGAGGUAAGAUUGUUCGAGGUCAUAUAGGUUAACUUCUACCUGGGCAACUAUAUGAUUAGCUCAUGUAGGCGGAGUCUACUCUGGGUAACUAUCCUCUAUGAUGAAAAAAUGUGAAUCCUUUGAUCGACAGACCUUUUUCAAAUAUAACAUGCAACAAUUUUUCCUCAGUUCCUAAUUUUCUUCCGACCAAUCAGUGAAAGUUAUCAGUCUGUAAUAAUAUAAACACUUAAUUAAUAUCGAUUAUUACCAUAUGAACAAUGAAACUAAGUAUGAUUUAAAUAUGCACAUUGAUAGAAAGAUAAACGAAUGAACGUCAUAGUUGUCGCCGGUGUUUUGUGGAUUCUACCAGUUUUCCAAUAGUAUCGAGAUAACUAAAUUGAUCAAUGCAGGCGCGCGCAUUUCGUUCUAGGCAUGUGUAUAUAUACAUAUGUGCGUAUCCACCUAAAUGCAUAUAUUAACCUAUGUAAACGGAAGUUUGGAAAAGCAAAACGCUUUUUAUUAGUAGUAUAUUUCUUAUUGAUUGUAUUCACAGUGAAAACUGUUAUCUAUUUCAUUUCCUUAUUAUGACAUAGUUUAGUGAAUUAUUUAGAAAUGUGAUGCCUUUAAGCCGAUUAGAUAUGUGUGCAUAAUUUUAUUUAGUUGAAUAAAAUAGAUUAACCUUGAAUUAUUGAUUUUUACUAUGAAUUAGCCUUUUUUUCAUCUGUGUUUAUCUAACUUAACAUACCCAUGCAAAACUGGUUCAUUAAUGAACACCAUAUAUAUCCCUCUCUCCUCUCUAUUUCUUUGUCAAUGUGACAUUAGACAUUUUGAUCUUGGUUCUAGAUAGUUUAAUCUCUUGUCUACUUAUCGAUCUGUUUAACCUGACAGGAUGAGUCAUAAUCACAAUUUCUGUCAAUGUGACCCAUUGUUCAAAUUGUUUCAAGUU
Messenger RNA from Trichobilharzia regenti, 10867 nucleotides. The record is from the annotation of a GenBank genome assembly. Lineage: Eukaryota; Metazoa; Platyhelminthes; Trematoda; Strigeidida; Schistosomatidae.